Messenger RNA from Folsomia candida, 1276 nucleotides. RefSeq lists its product as uncharacterized. The transcript has 2 exons. Bases 210 to 1022 code for a protein of 270 amino acids. The record is from RefSeq and is a predicted model, not a curated record. NCBI's taxonomy places the organism in Eukaryota, Metazoa, Arthropoda, Collembola, Entomobryomorpha, Isotomidae.
AUUCGUUUCAUUUUAAAUAGAUUUGAGGUAUCUAGUCCGGCUGACUUUGGGAACGGAAACGGAGUUAUAACUAUAUAGUAUUUCUCAGCUUGAACUGGAUCAAAAUUUAAGGAAAUUAGGUUUAGAAAUUAGAUAAGUGGGAAGAGUUUAAAAUCACUUUGAUACAACUCUAGUACACUUAUAAGAUUGGUGACAGUUUAAUUGAAAUAAUGUUAAGAGAAAGUCGAGCUGUUCCCAGGGCGAAGCGUAAGAUUGCCGAUACCUAUCCAGAGUUCCGUGGCGACUAUGACCAGGAAAAGGGACAGAAAGUACAGCGAGUUGAACGCGGAAGUCAGGAAGCCAAGAGGGUGACCAAGUCGCGAGAACCACCAAAAUCGCCAAUCAUUCUUCGCUUCCAUGUGUUCCCAGGUCCUAAUUCAGGCCUUUAUUCUGACCUAGCGAGGCAAUUUAAGGACGGGAUACUGGCGGAUAGUGAAAACGAUAUCCGAGCCGAGUUCCUCUUCCAUGUUGGCGACCUCCCACGAGUAUCUACCGACUACGACUACAACGCCUCGAGCAACGCCAUUUCCAGUACGCUCUACCUUGACCACACGCGACUCAAGCUAAAGAUAGAAAAACAGGAGGAAAAAAAUGAGACCCAAGCAGAAUCAAUCCCGAAGGGGUCUUAUGUUGGUUCUUACACACUGACCUCCGAGCAAUAUGACGCCCUUCUUCUCGAGCAGUACCCUAACCUGAAAUCUCAACAAGAGGAGAACCCAAGCACGACAGGAGCCAGUGGAGAAACAGACAAACUAAGUGCCAAUCAGCCCUUGGUUCGUGUCGUCGUUGAAGAAAAUGGGAUCGUCUAUGUGCAGGUGAAAGAACAAAAGUAUCUCGUCAAUCGAACCUCCAUCGUCAUCCCGAGACUGUCAUUGGAUGAGAUUGCAGCAGCGACAAGAAGGUCAUCACGGAUGGAAGUACAAGAGGAAGGUCUAUUGGAGGAAGACGAGGAUUCAAUGUCCGGUUGGGAAUCUGUAGCUUGAAUAGGCAAAAAAAUUGUCCAUGUAUUAUUAUCAUCGUAGUAAAUUUUAGCGCAACAUUUUUUUGGUAACCAAUUGAUGAUUUUUUUUUACAUCUCGACUAGUAUCUCGAUAUGUAUAAUCUUAUAACAGCAUACCUCCAGAUAUGCAAGUGAUAUAUGAUAUGUGAUAUGAUAUACGAUAAAUGCUUUCAAUUUUAAGUAAUCCACUAAAUAUUAUACUCAUUGUAUAAUAAAUAUUUCAUUUGAUACCACAGA